Molecule: messenger RNA, 344 nt
Organism: Prorocentrum cordatum
Lineage: Eukaryota; Dinophyceae; Prorocentrales; Prorocentraceae
Source: the annotation of a GenBank genome assembly
UUCCCGCUACAUUUGAUACCACCACCAAUCAUGUCUGUGCCUACCACGCAGAGGCCGCCGACUAAUGCUCUGCCCAAGUUGCAUGCUUCAGACUCGAGAGAGACUGCCAGCCGUCUGCGUAGACGGCAGGCCAGCCAGCCGAGCGGCAAGCCAGCCCAGCCAGCCGAGCAGGCGUGGAGCCCUGCCAUGCACUCGGAGGGGGGAGGGCGGCCGCCGAGGGCCAAACCCUGCAGACGCAGCGGAGAGCUCCGGGCGGGCAGCGGCGGGCGGCGGAGCCCGGUCGGGCCGUGCGGAGCGGGGAAGGAGCAGGCGGCGGCGAGGGAGGGGGAAGAGGGGAGGAAGAG